ACUGGGUGAUACUAGAGCAAUUCCACUCUUAGCGCAGACAAUGAAUUUACAACAUUCUGAAGGAAAUGACGAUAGCGAUUCAGAUGACAUUUUUGCGUUUGUUUCAACAGAACGAUUAGUCGUAGAGUCUUGCAUUGCUCUAGCGACUUUUAUCAAUGACGAAGAAGCAAAAAAUGCGUUAUUGAACGGAUGUAAACAUGAGCGAACUCGUGAAGCUUGUCUUGCCGUUCUCUAUACGUGUACAAAAGAAAAACAGUAUUUGGAACUACUUGAAGAAGCAGUAAAAACAGGAAAAACAUUCGAUUACUACAUCGUACACUAUUUGAGAAAUCAUGCGGAGACAUCAGAAGAUUUAGUCAAACUCUUGCAACUAAAUGAAGAAAUUGAAAUGGCGAAAAAAGUGAAAACAGACAAUGAUUAA
Molecule: messenger RNA, 421 nt
Organism: Didymodactylos carnosus
Lineage: Eukaryota; Metazoa; Rotifera; Eurotatoria; Philodinida; Philodinidae
Source: the annotation of a GenBank genome assembly